Molecule: messenger RNA, 813 nt
Organism: Papaver somniferum (opium poppy)
Lineage: Eukaryota; Viridiplantae; Streptophyta; Magnoliopsida; Ranunculales; Papaveraceae
Product: SNW/SKI-interacting protein-like
Exons: 2
Coding region: 1-813 (270 amino acids)
Biological process (GO): mRNA splicing, via spliceosome
Cellular component (GO): spliceosomal complex
Source: RefSeq, a predicted model, not a curated record
AUGAGAUUGCAGAAAGAGAUUGAGGAAACCACCCGGAGAACAAAAGCUGCUCUUGAGAAGAUUAGCAAGGAACAACCGUCAGAUUUCAAUUCUAGAUCAAAGGAGAGGAUAGUUAGCCCACCUUUCGAUCCAGUUCAACCAAUAAAGUUCAAGCGCACUGGAUCCCCACCUUUGCCGGUUAUGCAUUCCCCUCCUCGUCCGCUAACCGUGAAAGAUUACCAAGACUACAAAAUCCCGCCAUGUGUAUCAAAUUGGAAGAAUCCAAAAGGUUAUACAAUUCCACUGGAUAAACGUUUGGCUGCAGAUGGUAGAGGUCUUCAAGAAGUUCCGAUUAAUGAUAAUUUUGCUAAGCUUACAGAAGCGUUGUGUGUUGCAGAGCAGAAGGCUAGAGAAUCAGUGGAUAUGAGAGCAAAGGUUCAGAAGGAAAUGUUGUUAAAGGAACAGCAACGGAAGGAACAGGCCUUGGCGUCUGAAAGGGCUGGUGGUGCCACUCCACCACCUUCUCCUUCAUCUGUUUGUAUGACUAGUACUUCUGACGGGAUCACGAGUGAUGGUGGUGAUCUGGAUACGAGAGGAGAUUAUGAAAAGGUGAAGGAAAAAGAUAGGGAGUUACCAAGGGAGAGUAGGGAAGAGAGAAGGGGAGAAAGGAAAGCGAGACAAGCUAGUAAACCACUAGCGCUGAUAUUAUUGGAACCAGGUGUAGCAGCAACAACAAAGAUACAAGCAGCAUCCGCACCAACAAGAAAGAUAAGUAACAGUACCAGCAUUAGUAGCAUAGCGAAGCCAGGUUGCGGAGAUAGGUCCGGGAAUUAA